AUGCAAGUGAUCAACCUCAAGUUGAACGAUCGGACUGCUGUCAGCUUGUCACCUCUCAUGAUCUGUUGGCUGUUCCUGUUCGCCCGAUCGGAGGGCCAACCGCCGGUCGGCACUCCCAGGCCGCCGCCAUGUAACGCUGGCUGCAACGCACGGCACCAACCAACGUCCAAGACGCACGAAAUGCUUUUAGCCAGAGUUUCAGAAUGUUCGACCUCGGCAGCCCGCUCAACCACUCGCUCUACGCUCUGUACGGCUAGUUGGGCAGACUGCUAUGGUGUUACAGUGGUACACCAAGAAAAACAAAGUUUUUGCCCUGAGCAACUGCUCUCCGCCAAGGUGGAAACGAAACCGUGGGGGGAGGAGGAGGAGGAUGAGGAGGACUCUGGAGGGUGGCACGGGUGGGCAAUGGGAGGCCUUUCACAACUGCGCUGUUCCUUGAAAGGGGUUUGGCGGCUUCGCGAAAGAUAG
Messenger RNA from Colletotrichum tamarilloi, 468 nucleotides. RefSeq lists its product as uncharacterized. NCBI's taxonomy places the organism in Eukaryota, Fungi, Ascomycota, Sordariomycetes, Glomerellales, Glomerellaceae. Bases 1 to 468 code for a protein of 155 amino acids. The transcript has a single exon. The record is from RefSeq and is a predicted model, not a curated record.